Messenger RNA from Scatophagus argus, 5997 nucleotides. Its product is annotated as neuroligin-4, X-linked-like. The record is from RefSeq and is a predicted model, not a curated record. NCBI's taxonomy places the organism in Eukaryota, Metazoa, Chordata, Actinopteri, Scatophagidae. Gene Ontology annotation, molecular function: neurexin family protein binding; signaling receptor activity. The transcript has 10 exons. Gene Ontology annotation, cellular component: postsynaptic specialization membrane; cell surface; synapse. Bases 713 to 3343 code for a protein of 876 amino acids. Gene Ontology annotation, biological process: chemical synaptic transmission; postsynaptic membrane assembly; modulation of chemical synaptic transmission.
GCAGGUUUGUGUUGCCAUCUGUUUCCUACAGGAGACGUGCCAUCGCCACCAGCAGCAGCACCGGCAGCAGCAGCAGCAGAAUAUCUCCCAAUAUCCCAUCCCGGGCACGUCGGAUAAGCUGCAGCAGCGAAAACACGAGGCGAAUAUUGCGGUGGACGGGAACGGGAACAUGGUCCGUGGGAUCUUUCACCUCACGCCAUGGCUGGGAGGCAGUUUGGGCUUGUUAUCGGGGUGACCGGAAGGAGAAAGUGACAGAGGAACAGUGAUGCUACUGUUUACAUAACGAGAGACUCUCACACGCACACAUACACAUUCACACACACACACACACAUACAAGCGCACAUGCUCGACUCGCCGGUCCAGGCCUUACACACUCGCUUAAACACUUCCACACAUACAUACACACACAGACACGUAUUCAAGGGACUCUCGGACUGAGUCACCACACACUCAGAGGCACAGCGUCUCUGACUCACACACAGGACCAAACACACUCACAGACACACACAUACACACACACAAAGGUGGAAAAGGUUGUUUGCAACAACCAGGACUGUGUGUUGUGUGUGCUAUGGGCCAAGCUGAGCAGCAGCUGUGUGUGAAUGUUGGAUACCUCUGAAGGGUCAGCACAGUAGUAACCCCCGCCCUCCUCGAGUCCCUACCUCCUUCCCUCUCAUCCCUCAUCUUCCAGCUAGCCCUGAACACACCACCAUGUCCGAGCUGAGGACUAGGAGAACUCCCUCUCCCUUGUCUCCUCCUCCACCCUUUUCCUCCAUGCUUGGGUUACUGUCCCUCCUCCUCUCCCUCUGCCUCUCUCUUUCUCUCUAUCCGGCCUCUUCAUCAGCACAACAGACUGUGCCGGUCAUCUCCACGGCGCAGGGCCGCAUCCGUGGCAUCCUGACCCCGCUGCCCUCCGACCUCCUGGGGCCCGUCAUCCAGUACCUGGGGGUACCAUAUGCAAGGCCUCCUACAGGGGACCGGCGCUUCCAACCGCCCGAGCCUCCUUUACCCUGGCCAGGAAUACGAAAUGUGACACAGUUUGCCCCCGUGUGCCCCCAGUCCCUGGAUGAGAGGAGCAUGCUGGGAGAUAUGAUGCCAUCUUGGCUCACAGCCAACCUGGAUAUAGCGGCAACGUACCUCACUCACCAGAGUGAGGAUUGUCUCUACCUCAAUAUCUACGUGCCCACUGAAGAAGAUAUACAUGAGGAGGGGGGUCAGCGGCCGGUGAUGGUUUACGUUCAUGGGGGCUCGUACACAGAGGGCACUGGUAACAUGAUGGACGGCAGUGUACUGGCAAGCUAUGGCAACGUCAUUGUCAUAACCCUCAACUAUCGCCUAGGAGUACUGGGAUUUCUUAGUACAGGUGACCAGGCAGCAAAAGGGAACUAUGGCUUGCUGGAUCAGAUCCAGGCUCUGCGCUGGGUGAAGGAGAACAUCGCAGCCUUUGGGGGAGACCCAAACAGGGUCACCGUGUUUGGGUCCGGGGCCGGGGCCUCCUGCGUCAGCCUGCUCACCUUGUCUCACUACUCUGAGGACCUGUUCCACAGAGCCAUCAUCCAGAGCGGCAGCGCUUUAGCCAGUUGGGCUGUCAACUACCAGCCCAGCAAGUAUGCCCGGCAGCUCGGUGAGAGGGUGGGCUGUGGCAUCGACGACAGCACCCAACUGGUCGCCUGCCUCCAGGGCCGGAGUUACCGCGAACUCGUGGAGCAGAACAUAACGCCGGCCAAAUAUCACACGGCAUUUGCCCCGGUGAUUGAUGGUGAUGUUAUACCUGAUGACCCCCAGAUUCUGAUGGAGCAGGGAGAGUUUCUGAACUACGACGUGAUGCUGGGGGUUAAUCAGGGCGAGGGCGUGAAGUUUGUGGAAGGCAUUGUGGACUCAGAGGACGGCGUCACGGCUGAGGACUUUGACUUUGCUGUGUCAGACUUUGUGGACAGUUUGUAUGGAUACCCAGAAGGUCGAGAUACACUGAGAGAGAGCAUAAGGUUUAUGUACACGGACUGGGCUGACCGUGACAACGCAGAAACCCGGCGGAAAACUCUGGUUGCGCUAUUCACAGACCAUCAAUGGGUGGCGCCAGCAAUCGCCACAGCUGAUCUCCAUGCUCAGUAUGGAUCCCCCACCUACUUUUACUCCUUUUACCACCACUGCCAGAGUGAUGCUACACCACCCUGGGCUGAUUCUGCCCAUGGUGAUGAGGUGCCCUAUGUGUUCGGCGUGCCCAUGGUGGGACCUACUGAUCUGUUCAACUGUAACUUCUCCAAGAACGACGUGAUGCUGAGCGCUGUAGUCAUGACUUACUGGACCAACUUUGCCAAGACCGGUGACCCAAACCAGCCGGUUCCUCAAGACACCAAGUUCAUCCACACCAAACCUAACCGUUUCGAAGAAGUGGCCUGGUCUAAGUACACCCCUAAAGAGCAGCUGUACCUCCACAUUGGCCUGAAGCCCCGUGUCAGAGACCACUACCGUGCCACCAAAAUCUCCUUCUGGCUCCAGCUGGUCCCUCACUUGCAUCAUGUCAAUGAACUCCUCCAGUCGGUGUCUUCCUUCACACACAGCCCCUCUCCACAGGAUGACACUCCUUAUUCCUACACUAAGCGUCUUGCCAAAGGUUGGCCACCUAGUAGUACACGUCAUCCGGGUUCACAAGGAGGUACACCUCAGCCUCCGGAAUCUGCUCUAGGCCAAGGUGGAGGGGAAAACGGCAUCCGCGUUCCUAAUGAGGACUACUCGACUGAGCUCUCAGUGACGAUUGCGGUGGGAGCGUCACUUUUGUUUCUUAACAUCCUGGCGUUUGCAGCUCUGCUGUACAAGAAAGACAAGAGGCGUCUGGAGCAUCGUCGGCCACGUCCGCUUCCUCCCCCGAGACGAGACAUCACACCUGCGGACGUCGCAGCCCACCUUCAGGGGGAGGGACUGAUGUCAUUACAGGUGAAGCAGCUGGAGUGUGAUGCAGCAUCAGCAGAUGAGAGGAACAACGCUCACCACCAUCACACUCUGGAUACACUGGACGCCUUGGACGGCUUGGACACCCAGGACAUCUACAGUACGCUGGACACUGUGCGCCUCACCUGCCCGCCCGACUACACUCUCACCUUGCGCCGCUCACCCGACGACGUCCCCCUCAUGACCUCUCUGACCCCAGGGUCGCUGCCCGUGACCCCGGGGUCACACCCUGUCACCCCUGCAACACCCAUGACCCCCAUGACACCUGGAUCAGUGGUGGGGAUGAGGAUGGGGCAUCCUCACCAGGGAUACACACACCACAGCCCAUAUAGUAACACACACUUGCCACACACACACAUUUCCACACACACACACUCCACCACGCGUGUAUAACCGCUGCAAGAUACUUGCACAAACAGGGACAUUAUUACAAGACACACACACACACAGGGACAUACACACAGACACACACACACACACAGAUUCAUAAAACAAAAGACUUAAAUACCUCUACAAAUUACCCUGCAGGAUUGUUACAGAUGGAGAUCAACAGAAAGACAUUUUCAGUAACAGGAUGAAAAGACAGACAGCUGUGUGUUGCAUGUUGAGGAACUGAAGACAAACUGGAUCCCGGGAGAUGCAGUUCUAUGCAUCAUUCGCUCAUAACCUGGAACAAGAUGAGCCAAGACGUCCAUCGAACGUCUGAAAACCUGCUUUGGAUAUUGAGUCAUCUGCUUUUUUUUUUUUUACACCUGAGGAGGAAGAGGAGGAGCGCUGUUGCAAAAGGGUCAGUUACGGAUCAGUUUACAUCUCCUACUGUACCCGUGCUGUGCAGUGAAGCAGUGCUGGGACUGAGCAGAGCAGAUGUAGAUGCAGAACUGAGCAAAGAAGUACCACACACAGACUGCUGAUGUCAACUUGAACAACCUGUGAAAUGUGAAUGUAGCAUUUUUUUUUUCAUUAAAAGAUCAAAGGUCCUAUCUGCCAAGGAUCAAACUAAGCUGAGGAGAAAAUAACAAAUUUCAGUGAGAGAUGGAUGUAAAAACAGACAGACAGGAAGAGGGGAUUAAAAAAAAAACAACAUUAGCUGAAGGAAAAGUUACUCAGAUGGUGGGAAAGAGAUUAAGAUUUUAUUGAGAGGGAUUUAACAGCUGUGAGGAUGAAAAAGACGAAGAGCGAUAAAGUGAGAUGGAAAACACAGCGAUGGAAAGUGUGCCAAGAGAGAGAAAUUAGCUUCAGAAGAAGAAGAAGGGGCUUCUGAAGUGUUGUCAGACAUACUGAAGAAUCACUCUAACCAGCUAUGUGCUAAACUCUUGUAAAUAGGAUGGAAAGAUACAGAUGAUAUAUUAUGAUUUAUAGCAUUUACCUGCUUCUUGCAUCAAAACAUGACUUAUUUAACCACAUUAUUGCUUUCAUUUCAGAUAUUACUAUAUUAUUGUAUAGAUGUCCUGACGCAAGGCUGGUUGUCUUUCUAUCUCACCCACUGUAGUAUGUACACAGUACCUUUAUUUAAAGGCUAUAUUUGCUAUGCACAGCCAUUUCAGUAAUUCUUAACUAUGUAAACAUCUAGAUACUUGUUUAGCGGAUGACCUAUAGGGCAUUUUUCACACCAUCCUGUCUAUUUGUUUGACCACUGGAUGAUGAGCUAGUACUGUGUAGAUAAUGCAAUAUCGGUUUGAUGAUUGAGCACCAGCCAAAAACCAUGACCCUUACCCUCCUUUGAACCUUAUCCCUUACUGUUCUCCUCCCCCUUCCUUUUCCUAUAAUUCUUCUUAAAGGUCUUACCCUUAAUUUCCUAAUAAACCCAACCUUAAUAAAAGUCAGACAAGACAGGUGGUGAUGAUUCAGGGGGUCACAGAGUGUCCAAAAAAAUUCAAGAACACUCUUUUAAAUUCAUCUGAACUUUAAGCUUCACAUUUUACCAGGGGUAUUUAAGAGCUCCCGCUUGAACUACCUAACGCUGAAUGGAACUUUGUCCCUCUCAGAGGCACAAAUUAGAAGACUUUGGCCAAGUUCUAGUGUUGUUUCCCAUCCUCCAAAACUAAAAACCAGGCUUAAAAAGUCUUAAAAAAUGUGGAUCGGUCAUCUGCAUUUUCAGGCCUGGGAGUUUGGUUCACUAAAUGCCACCAGUUGUUUGAAUCCUGAUUUGAUUAAUUAAGGGGAAUGUGGGUGGGGCUGAGGAGGAUUGAUCAGAUUGUUUGUGUGAUUGACAUCGAUGGCUAAAACACUUCCCAGCCUUUAAAUCCUUACUGUCCUCUUAAUGGAGCAAUAUUUUUUUCAAAUCGCCACCAAGACAUGCUUUAGAAGACGUGAAAUUAAUAAUCAAAUCCCCAAGCAACACCUUGCAGAAAUAAUGAUUGAGCUUUCUUUCGGAGAGAAGCUGGACGUUUUCCUGAUGACUUCACAGUGGGUGCUCGAGGGCGGCAGCGGUUACUACUGUGUGUCAUCAUAAUAAGAUUUGCAGCAUUCACAAAAUCAAUUUCAUCCAAUUCAUACUGACAGUUUGUGUGGCAGAGGUGUGAUACCAUCUUGGCUGCCACUAACAGAAUACUGGUCGCUUCUGUGAUGAUAAAAAUCUUGUAUAUCAAUUAAACAACCACCCCCUGACUCCCACACUUUGGUUCUACCCAGUAACUCAACCAAAGGCCCUAACCCUGAUUGAAACUUUUCUACUUUCUCCUCUUUUCCUACUACUUUCCUUUUCCUUUUCCUCUCCCCAUCCCCCCACCCAGCCUAAUCUGUGCGACUACAUGCAGCUUUGUCACAGUGAGGCCUAUUUAACCUCCUCUCAUCCUAAGUAACUUCUUCAUGAGAGAUUUUAGUUAAUUGUCGAGAGAAAUUCUUGAAAAAUGAAAGCCGACAUUUGCGGAUGGCAAGCAAAGAACUUUUACAAAAUUAUAUAAAAAUAACAUUUAACGGUUGUGUUUGAUUGACUGAAUUUUUUUUUCAUAUGGGUUUAUUGACUCAGCGGAUGGCUGGAUUGUGUCAAGCAUAAAACAUUUCUGCUGCAUUUUUGAAAAAUAAAAAUAUCAGUAUUUUACAAUUUA